GGCUCAAUCAGCUAUGUGUGAGGUAGAGGGGGGUUUUGGACCCGUGCCGCCAGGCGCGAUUGCAGAUGGUGGCAUUCGCAAAGGUCCCGAAGAUGGAGAGCCACCUGAAGAAGGGCUUGCUCAUAUUCAGCUGCCCGUGAAGUCCGCUUUGGACUUAAAACAAGAGAGGCUCGUCGGCACUGUGACGAAGUACCUGCCAGUCAGUGGUUAUGGCAUGGUCAAGAGUCACAUGUUUGAGGGCGAGCUGACAUUCAGGAUAGAUCGUGUCAUGCCUGAAUUUCAAGCUCAUCCCCUACAUGAAAACGAAGGGGUAGAGUUUGACGUUCAAGCUGAUGAAACGGGCAAACCGGUGGCAGUAGCAGUGAAACCUGUCCUUGGGCGAAAGCCCUAUGACGUCUUGGGACAGAGACAUAGAGGCUAUGUCAGACGGUUUGCAGAACGUUGGGGAUUUCUUAAUGCUGCAGCCUUUGAUGGUGAUCUCUUUGUCCACCGUGAUAACCUUCUACUUGAGCCUGGAACGGAGACUGGUGCCGAUGGGCAGCCCAUUCUUCGAACAGGUCAAGUGGUUGAGUUUGACGUGGCCCUGGAUGAUCGUGGAAGGGCAGUAGCCAAACAAAUCACCACACGUGCACUUCUGCGUCCUGGUGACUGGAUCGGGCACAGGUUGCGAGGAUACAUAAGAUCUUUUCAAGGUGCUUGGGGUUUUAUUAACUCCGAUCGUUUUGCUGGAGAUCUUUUCGUCCAUCGCGAUUCACUCUUAGCCGCUUGCCAGAAUGCUCAAUUAGCAAUCGGCACAGUCGUCGAAUUCGACAUAGAGCGGGAUCACCAUCGGAAGGGUGCGAAGAACCGCUUGGUUGCAAGGAAUGUUUCUGUUCUUCCUGGUGAGGCUCCAGUUCAGCUGCCACCCCUCAUCCCCGGGCAGCACCCGGUGCCCCUGGAUCCGGCUGCUGCGCCGUUUGGGGCGCCCGGCACUCCGCAUGGUGCGGAGGCUCAGCAGGCAUCCUCGAUGUACUACCAGGCGCCUCCAGUGCAAGAUCCAGCUCUUAGCUACGGCGUACCGCCAUAUACCUACCCUCCGCCAACUCAAACACCGCAAACACCUCAAGGGCAACAAACUUAUUCCUAUCCGCCACAGUCUCCUUACUAUUCUUCAUAUGCUCCCUAUGCUCCUUAUGGAGUGCCAUAUGGACAGCCUCCCUAUGGCAACACGCCUUAUCCGCCCUAUGGGGGCAAUCCAUAUGGGCAGUAUGGGGCCUAUGGGCCACAUGGAGGCUUAGCUUACCCAGAGUCAGGGGAUGCUGGUGCCAGUGAGGCAGGUACUGAAGAGAAGGCGCCUGCGAAAGGCAUCAGGCAUCAUGAUGUGUGCGUGUUUUCACGCUUGGAAAGACAUGAAGCCAAACCACAAGAGGCGAUGUUUGCGGAAGCCGCUGGUGCUGUCCCAAAGGUGGCAGAUGGAGUACCGGCCAUCGCUCCUCAGACCAACGGUGAAGAGAGACCAGCACCGGCACCGGUCGCCACCGCUGCGCCUGGUGCUGCGACCGCGCCGUCGCCGCCGACGGCGCCCCCCGGUGCUACGGCAGCGACGCCUCCGGCUGCCACGCCCGCUGUGGCAACCAGUGGAGCAGCCCAAGAAUAUCAGGCUCCGACAGCUCCAGGGCUGCUACACAUCACCAUCCAUGACUGGGAACCAGAUCAGCCUGGGCAGCUCUUUGUCACCAAGGGAACCUUGGUGAACAUCUCAUAUCGAGCAGCUCACGGUUGGGUUUACGCAGGAACUGUGCAACCUGGAAGCGAAUCAGCACCACCAGCCUCAGAGGGAUGGAUCCCACAGGCGGUCGUCAAGCGUGUCAGCCUAUGCCGUGUUGCUGUGGAUUGGCCCGCAGAGGGGCAGGCGACGCUUGGCGUGACCAAGGGCGAGAUCAUUGCGGUUUCGAAAGAGGCGGAACGUGGCUGGGUCUACGGAGAGCGGCUUGGAGGUGACCGUCCGAGCGACAAGCUUUGUGACGGCUGGUUGCCGAAGAAGGUGUUGGAUUACAUCCAGGCAUAGCCGCGGCUGUGGUGAGCUGCGUUCGGGCUGCUGGCUGUUGCCAACAGUUUUGCAAGCCUGUACAUUGUAGAUAGGCUAGCCGGAGGCAUUUCUCGGGGGUGAAAGCCGAAGUUUUGGUUGC
Messenger RNA from Durusdinium trenchii, 2168 nucleotides. NCBI's taxonomy places the organism in Eukaryota, Dinophyceae, Suessiales, Symbiodiniaceae. The record is from the annotation of a GenBank genome assembly.